CAUCAAAAAUGGCUACGCCACCUCCUACAAAACCUCCGCGCGGUGUAAAAUACGGAAAAGAAGAGAUAGGAUGUGGUCCACUGGUCACCGUGAUCAAGACGCUGGGCUUCAGCGAAACGAACGAGGAACGGCAAAAGGAGAAGCAGAAGAUCGAGAAGGAGUACAAGAAAUCCGAUCAGCGACUGAACGAGUUGGUCUCGAAACAUGACGGGGAGCUGACUAGGGUCCUGCCGCUAUUCAGCCAGGUAUCGGCACACAUUGGGACGAGCCGCGAGAAGAUCCAUGCCGUCAAGGAGAAUUUGGUGGCCUGCAAGCAACUUUUGCACUGUCGACGGGAGGAACUGAGAUCUUUGUGGACUGACGCACUACAACAGAAACUGGCGUUGGAAAUGCUGGAGCAAAUUAAUGAACUACGGAAAAUCCCUCAAGUGAUCACCUCAUUCACAAACAAGCGUCACUACUUGCACGCAACGAAAGCUCUCACGCAAGCAAUAAGUCUUGGCAAUGGGCCACUACGUGAGAUUGAAGGCCUCAAGGACCUUCGCACCGACUUGGAAACAAGAAAAACUCAACUCUACAAUAAACUCAUCGACGAACUAAAUCGACAUCUAUACCAAAACUCAACAGGAGAAAUCCUCAACAAUUUCCAACGACAGAAUUCCACUCGUGGAAGUAACCACUUUCAACGUGACUUUCUACGACGCUCAACAGAUCGUGCCGAAGCCAAUGCACGUAUAAAACAGGCUCUCGUUGAAAUGUCACAAGGAUUCGAUUUGAAUAAAUCCGAGGUUAUUGAUGAGAGUGAUCUUAUUGAUCCGGAAUUGAGCGCGACGUAUUUCAUUGGGAUCAUAGUUGAGUGUUUUGCAAUGUUGGAUAAAGUGCCUGAUUCAAUUGAAACGAUAAAAGUUAGGAUUCAGCCGGAACUGUUGAAGAUUGUAGCGAGUACAACGCAACAGAUGAGUGCCAUCGACUUGUCGCAUAGCGAGCAGCAACAACAUCCUUUGCUGGCGUUGCUGGAUGUUUUGUUUAAGCAAUUCAAAUUGAUUGCGAAGUCACACAAUUUGCUAUUGAAGAAUUAUUUGAAUGUGGUACAUCGGUAUCAGUUGUGUUCGGGAUCUUAUGAUAUUUCAGAUUUUUGGACUCAAGCGCAGGCUGUUCUCCAAUUGUUGUUGACUGAUUAUUUGGAUAUACAAAAUGCAACUGCCGAGGAAACAAAUCGGAGUAAUUUCAGCGAGCCUACGGUCAACAUAAACAGUUUCUUCAGCCGCCGAAAAGUUCAGAGCAAGAAAACUCUCUUCCGAUUCGAUAAAUCCUCUCAUAUUGUUCCACAUGACGAAACUACAGUCAAAGAACAUCGAAGAAACCUCUCAGAUGUAUCAAACGACGAGAACCUCUUGAAUACUUCCACUGGCGAAAGAAAGAAACGCGAAAAGAUUCUUAUUUGCGAGCCAGAUCCUGCGCUUAUCCGUAAAGUCUAUGUUCCAAUUAUGUCCUACAUUAAUGAGAUUGAAGGUUUCAUCAAAUGCAAAUCUGGUCAACAAUCCAGUCUAAAUGCAUUUUUGACAAACUACGUAAAGGAAAGCUUCCUAUCUAAAGGCCAUAAUCGCAAUCUCCAGCUUACAAUUGAUUCCUUGUCGAAAAAUCAUGAUGCAUGGCGAACAAUUAUUACUCCGGAGGAUAUGAAGGAUUUGAAUUUGUCACGUCCUUUGCUACAGUCGACUGUUAUGGUGGAGCGGCAGCUGGCGGAAACAAAGACAUUGAUUCAAGAUUUACCACAUUAUUCGGAUGAAUUGUUGAAAAUGGUGUGUGCAUUGUUGAAGACGUACAGGGAAACAUGUCAGGCUGCGUAUCGUGGAAUUGUGCAGCCAGAUGCAGAGGAUAAGCGGAUUUAUAGUGUAGCGUGGCUGAAGGAUGAUGAUAUCAACAGGUUUUUGAAGACCCUUCCAAAUUGGACUGACCUAAAAAAUUCCAGUGCCCGUGCGAAAACUUCCCUACGUAAACUCCACAAAAGCGGCUACGAGCAAUCGGAAGAGGAGAGUCCACUUCAAAUUCAACAACGUAACAUUCGAGAGGCUGAAAUGCUGACCAGCAAUUUAGGCGAGGGUGGAAUAUCACAACAGGAAAUACUCUCUGACAUUGGUGUACUUAAGGAACUUGCCACACUUCAGGAAAGCAUGGAAUGGUUUUCAUCAAGAAUCUCAGAAUUCGCCAAUGAUCUACGUCGACCAAUUUUGAAUGGAAUGAAUGUGAAUUCGGGUGGGGAGUAUGGAUCUGUGACUAUUAAGGAUGGAACAAUUAAAGUUCUGACAAAUUUAGCUUUAGAAUUUGAUGAGCUAGCGAAUACGUGUUUGUUAGUGUUGCAUUUAGAGGUGCGUGUACAAUGUUUCCACUACCUUCGAGGCUCAAAUUCGAAGGAGAGAUCGAAUAGCUUUAUGUCGAGUAAGGAUGCAGAUAGUUUAGAACCGGAUGCCAGUGUUCAGAAAUUGACCAAAGUUUUGUCCGAAAUGGAUGAGGCGUUCACGUCAGCCUUGCAUCCGCGAAAGACGAGGUACAUAUUUGAGGGUCUUGCUCAUUUAGGCGCUCGUAUACUAAUCCAGGCUUCCAAUUCCAUGGAGACAAUAGACGAAGCAAAUAUUCAGAGAAUGUGCCGGAACGCAUUGGCAUUACAGCAGACUCUUAGUAGUAUAACAGCAACACGGGAGGUAGCGCUAGAUCAAGCUCGUAAUUUCUACGAACUUCUAUGCAUGAAUCCAGAUGAAAUUCUCACAAGUAUUAUCGAAAAAGGCAGUCAAUUUUCCGAAAUGCAAUAUUUAAAUGCUUUACAAUUAUCGGCCAAGGCUCGUGGAAUAAGCGAUCUGAACAGUCUAGCAUCGUUUCAACAGAAGCUCUCUGAUAUUUUAGGUGCUAAGCCGACAGCAGGUGUCGUUGUUUGAUGAUCGAAAUUGAUAGCGUUUUAUAAAGUUUCAUUUCGAUUGUCUCAUCUUAUGGUGUCGCUUUUGAUUUCGCUUUAAAUGUUCAAAACGGAAAGAGGAAAACAUGUGGGUGAUGUGUCUUGGAAAGUAAGUUAGAGGAAGAACGCCUUAUUUGUGUUCAGAACAUAUUUUUUUAGGAGAAAUUCUAAAUUGCGACGUAUCCAGCAAUUUAGUCUGAAAAUUCAAGAGAAAUUUAAUCACGAGAGGAGAUUUUAUUAAAGUAAUUGUAAGAUUUGCACUGAAUGGGUUUAGUCAUUGUGGAGGGGACCCAAAUUUGAUCGCAACUUGAAACUCGUGUUGGUCACGGCUCCUUUUUGAAAUUGGGCCUGAAAAAAUCUUCCACCAAUGCUUAAUAGGACAAAAACUUACGGAGGUGUAACACCAGAACUAACCGGAGAUAAAUUUCGAAGUGUGGAAACCUUUACGAUGUCAAAACCCUUUCCCUAAAAACUCACUCAUCACUAAACAGGUUUUAAAGGCUCACGGCAAGCCGCUAGAAUUGGCUUAAAAAACACAAAUAUUCCAAAGUUUGGUGGGGAUGUUUUGAAGUUGUUGGAAUGCAUAACGUAUGUAAGCAAUCAUCAGUUGAAAUUGAAGUUUUCUAUGAACGAGUAUAAUCCAUGCACUCUUGAGAUGCGCAUCAUCUUGAGAAUGAUCAUUUACGCUAUAACCAACUAUGUUUAGGAGAACGAUCCAAUAUUAGAGCUAUUAUUAUAUAAUUUGCGCGCAUUGUUUUUUACUAUGUAUAUAAUACAGUGUAGAGUUAAAUAUAGAACGGUACAAUAUAUAUCUAAUUAGUAACGAACGAGAAUGAAAUUAUACGAGAGUAAUGUUGUUUGUAUAUAGCCGAAAAAUGCAAGUAUAUUAUUACUAUUGAUUAAAAACACUAGAAAAAUAACAUAAUAAAUUAUUUAUGGUUACAAA
Hermetia illucens (black soldier fly) is the source of this 3896-nucleotide messenger RNA. RefSeq names its product exocyst complex component 4 (gene Sec8). The transcript is spliced from 10 exons. NCBI's taxonomy places the organism in Eukaryota, Metazoa, Arthropoda, Insecta, Diptera, Stratiomyidae. The record is from RefSeq and is a predicted model, not a curated record. Gene Ontology annotation, biological process: exocytosis; Golgi to plasma membrane transport; chemical synaptic transmission. The coding region runs from base 9 to 2933 and encodes 974 amino acids. Gene Ontology annotation, cellular component: exocyst; growth cone membrane; synapse.